Molecule: messenger RNA, 2123 nt
Organism: Myzus persicae (green peach aphid)
Lineage: Eukaryota; Metazoa; Arthropoda; Insecta; Hemiptera; Aphididae
Product: rhotekin-like
Exons: 10
Coding region: 440-1984 (514 amino acids)
Biological process (GO): mitotic cytokinesis; actomyosin contractile ring assembly; septin ring organization
Cellular component (GO): actomyosin contractile ring
Source: RefSeq, a predicted model, not a curated record
GAGUAAACGUCUUUUCGUUCAGUUUGUAUUUUACGGCUCACGUGCUGAGGUUAUUCUUAGCAGACGAUGUUCUUCAACGAUUAAUUCUUAUUUAUGACAACAGGUGUCUUACAAUAUUAUUUUCAUAUACAAUUUUUUUUGAAGCAAUUAUGUCUUUAAUUUCAAUCUAUGAGUAGAUAUUUUUUAAUUUUCUUUCAUAAUUUUAGUGAUUUUGCUUUAAUUUUUGACCGAUUCUUCUCAAACUUUAAUACAUAGUACAUACCUUUUAUACUCGUAACAAUUUUGGUGUUCGUUAAUGCCAUUUAUUUUGAGCUUAGAAUGUACCGUAUACGGUUGUACAUAGUGCCCGAAAACUCAGAUACUUGCCAAAGCAUGCACAGUGUCAAGAACUCCACUCAAACUAAGAAUAUGCACAAGUUGUAAAAUUUGACCAUCGGCCAUGAACUCGUGUUUCCCGCCAUUGGCCGCUCUAACGCUGAAAGAUAAACGGCGAAAUUCCGCUUAUUUGGAGACCACCGGAAAUCAAACCAGUGGAAAACCUAACGUUAUACAAGACAUGGAAAUGUUUUAUAUAAAGCAAAUUGCUCAUAAUCUUAAGGACUACGAAUUGGAACAAAAAAUGGAAUUCGAGAUGAAAAUGCGUGAGGGCACUACACGACUCCUUGCCGCCUGCAAACAUCAAACGCAAUCGUUGCAAGCCGCCAAGAGCUUGUUGACGUCUAACGAAAGGAUGACCGCUUACAUCGCCGAAUUGCACCGGAAAAGCCGAGAACCCCCACAGAUCGGAUGGAACGGUGGCAAGGCUCGGGUGUCACUUUCGGACUUACGACUCCCUCUGAUGUGGCGGGACACGGACCAUUUCAAGAAUAAAGGCGACUACCGGCGAUUUGCAGUGUUCUGUUUGGCUAAAGUCGGUACGCAACUGUACGACACCAGCCUUAUGUUCCCGGUUGAUAGAUCCAUGACCGACGUUACGUUUAACGACGUAUUGCUCUUCGAAAACGUCGGGCCGGAUUUCAAACUCGACUUAGAAGUAUACGCACAUGUACUGCGCGACGAUUUUUCGAUUGCGAGCACGCCUAGGAAAAUCAAGAACACGUUGCACAGUUCCAUAAGCCGCACUGUUGGUAAAAAGUUGGCCGCCACUUUAAGAGACGAACUUAAUAGCGGCAAAAUUGGACCUAAUUUUGAAUUAAUGGCAUCAGCCAAACUGACUUUAGAAGAAGUGGAUGACAGAGUUCAUACUCAUGAUAUGAAAAUCGAGAGCACUCCAGAAAACCGUAAUAAUCAGUUACCUCUAUUUGGUCAUUUUUGCUGUCGGUUGGCUGCACAACCCCAGUGUAUUUCGUCCCCGGUAUAUUCGGGGUGUGUGUGGCCACGAGAUGAAUCGUCUUUCUUAUGGGCCAGACUCCAAGCAUUUGAACUCUCUGUAUGGUCAACAGAAGAAGAAGCAAAAUCUCAGCCACCCCAGAAAACAUUUCGCGUUGAUAGGAAUACAGUAAUUCGAGCGCUAAAGAUCAAUAAUGAAAUUGAAAUAUCCAACGAAUCUGAAAAGCGAACUGUAUCGUUUAUAUUUUCAGUAAAAAAUGGGGAAGAGAAGGGCAAUUGGCUAAAAUAUUUAGUUCAACAUACCAAAGAACAUUACAAAUGGAAAAAAGCAGCUGAAAGUGUCAUGGAAGUACAGUUGUUAGAAACUAACAGGCAUUCAUUUGUCAAGCCAGAGCGACAAGGAUCACUCUAUGAUGAAACUCCACUUUUUGAAUCUUUUGACAAGAACAGCCGCGAUAAGAACAGGCCUACUGUAAUGGAUAUGUUUUCCAAUGGAGGCCAAGUCUCUACUACCAGUCUUAGCUCAUGUUCAUCUACCGGUUCUAUGUCUCAUAAUCUACGCUCAAACUCAUCCUCAUCCUCAUCAUCAUCAUCGACUGUGAGCAGUAGUGGAACCCAACGACGAUCGCAUUGGCCGUUUUCUAGGAAAACGUGAUUGGCACACAAGUUUCUGUUUCUUCACUAUGAUGUACAUACUGGAGUGGGCUACACCUUAUUGAAAUUCCUAGUUUUAUACCCUUAUUUACCAAUUUUGUACCUGCUUUAUGUUAAAUUUUAAAAGUGCUUAAUUCUAA